Molecule: messenger RNA, 858 nt
Organism: Trichomycterus rosablanca
Lineage: Eukaryota; Metazoa; Chordata; Actinopteri; Siluriformes; Trichomycteridae
Gene: ndufa5
Product: NADH:ubiquinone oxidoreductase subunit A5
Exons: 5
Coding region: 73-423 (116 amino acids)
Biological process (GO): respiratory electron transport chain
Source: RefSeq, a predicted model, not a curated record
GCUGCUACUGUAUUAACUUAAGUUAUCCAAGAAGAAGAAGAAAAAGAAGACGACGAAGAAGAAAGCGGAAACAUGGCUGGUCUGAUGAAAAAGACCACAGGCUUGGUGGGACUAGCUGUUUCACAAAAUCCACAUGAGCGUCUUAGGAUUUUGUACACCAAGAUUUUGGGUUCACUACAGACCAUUCCCCAGGAUGCUGCCUACAGGAUGUACACUGAACAGCUGGUCACUGAACGAUUCAACCUUGUAAAAAUGGAACCUGAUGUUGAGAAGCUUGAAAAGAAAAUCAACUGUGGUCAAAUUGAGGAGGUCAUUGCACAAGCUGAAUUAGAGCUUAUCUUGUCUAGGAAGAUGGCGGAAUGGAAACCGUGGGAACCGUUAAUCAAAGAUGCUCCUGCAAACCAGUGGAAGUGGCCUAUCUGAUCUUAGGUUGAGGAUAAAUUCAUACUGGGAUCAUAUAUGGCUGUAGGGUCUUUUUGUUGAUCCUUUAUUGAUGUUUGAAAUGAUUAAUAAAUCUUGUACAUAUGAAUGCUACUGGUAACUGUUUGAUAUUGUCUGACAGUUGUUAUUGAAAAUUGACUGUUAACCAGUUUUUUUAAGGUGGCUUAAGAAUGUGCACAGUGCAUAAUCAUUAUAUUGUUCUUGUUUUUAGGGACCCAAUCACCAAAGGGGCUGGAACCAUAUUGAUUUUGUUAAGAUUUUUUAUUCUUUUUCUCUGAUAAAACCGUACUUGUCCCUCCCGCUUCUCAGUCACUUGAGUUUAGCCCGGUUGGCAUGAUGGUGGCACUAUACGGUAGCGUCAAACUUCGAGGUCCAUAUUUUCUACCUUGUAUAACAUUAAAACAUUUUUUCUUAUUA